Messenger RNA from Phytomonas sp. EM1, 331 nucleotides. The record is from the annotation of a GenBank genome assembly. NCBI's taxonomy places the organism in Eukaryota, Euglenozoa, Kinetoplastea, Trypanosomatida, Trypanosomatidae.
AAUAUAUUAUCCAUUGUUAUUAAGUUUAAAACCAAAUUAUAUCAUGUCUGCUGCCAACUUUGAAGCCGCUUCAGCGUAUGUUCGUUCUCUGCCGAAAGAUGGACCCAUUCAGCUAGACAACGAUACCAAACUGAAGUUCUACGCGUUAUACAAGCAAGCCACCGAGGGUGAUGUGAAGGGUUCGCAGCCGUGGGCGGUUCAGAUGGAGGCUCGCGCUAAAUGGGAUGCCUGGAAUGCGAUUAAAGGCAUGAGCUCGGAGGAGGCCAAGGCGGCCUACGUUUCCCUUCUUAUUGAGGUCACAAAGUCAAAGGGGCACCCGUGGACCCCGUAA